GUUUUAUUGAUUCGAGGCAGUUCCAGAGCGUUUCGCGGCAGUAUUGAACUCCAACAAAAGUAAAACAUUUGCACAAUAUUAAUACAUAAAUCGAUAUAAAAUCGCAUCUUCUGUUCUCAAGAGGAAGUACAUACAGGUCGGCCGCCAUGUGGAUCCAGGUGCGCACUAUGGAUGGCAAGGAGACCCAUCGGGUCGACUCCCUGUCCAAGCUCACCAAGGUGGACGAGCUGCGUGGAAAAAUCAUGGAGCUGUUUAACGUGGAACCGGAAAGACAACGACUGUUUUACAGGGGAAAGCAGAUGGAGGACGGUCACACGCUCUUCGACUACAGCGUGGGUUUGAACGACAUUGUUCAGCUGUUGGUGCGACAGGCCGCCCCUCCUCCUGUGGUGCUGUCAAAGGACAAGGAGGCCGAGCUGUCCGACUCGGACUCCGGCUGCGGGUCGACCCCGAGCGAGUCUGAUAAGGCCUCCACGCACGGCGAGAGCGAAGUGCAAAGUGCCGGAACCUCCGGUCAAACGGACGCACCGGAUUUGGUUGACCCGGGCUUUGGGUUUUACAAGAUAAAUGAAUUUGUGGAUGCACGAGACUUGAACAUGGGGGCUUGGUUCGAGGCGCAGAUUCAAAACGUGACAAAGGCGCCAAAAUCUUCAGAGGGAAAUGACGGGAUUGAUGAAGAGGAGAUCAUUUAUCAUGUCAAAUACGAAGAUUACCCCGAGAACGGAGUGGUGCAGCUGCGGGGUAAAGACGUUCGCCCGCGGGCGCGCACGGUCUACCAGUGGCACCAGCUGGAGGAGGGCAUGAUCGUCAUGGUAAACUACAACCCUGACGAACCCAAAGAGCGUGGAUACUGGUAUGACGCCCAGAUCCAGAGGAAAAGGGAGACUCGGACCCAGCGGGAAGUUUUCGGAAAGAUUCUGCUAGGAGAGGCUGGUGAUUCUCUCAACGACUGUCGAAUAAUGUUCGUGACUGAAAUUUACAAGAUCGAAGAACCGGGAAGUGCAGAGGGACCAGCUGCCUCUUCUGAAAGCCCUCUUAAAAGAUCAAACGGGCCCGAGUGCAAAGUCUGCAAAGACGACCCGAAGAAGAACUGCCGUAUGUGUAACUGUCAUGUGUGUGGUGUGAAGCAAGAUCCCGACAAACAGCUGCUGUGUGAUGAAUGCGACAUGGCGUUUCACACGUACUGCCUGAAUCCCCCGCUGACCACCAUCCCAGAAGAUGAAGACUGGUACUGUCCAGAAUGCCGUAACGAUGCCAGUGAGGUGGUUCUGGCUGGGGAAAAGCUGAAGGAAAGUAAGAAGAAAGCAAAAAUGGCGUCUGCGAGCUCAUCCAGCCAGAGAGACUGGGGAAAGGGUAUGGCUUGUGUCGGCCGCACCAAGCAAUGCACCAUCGUACCCUCCAACCAUUACGGCCCUGUUCCUGGAGUCCCGGUGGGAACCCUCUGGAAGUUCAGGGUGCAGGUGAGCGAAUCAGGAGUCCACAGGCCUCACGUCGCUGGGAUUCACGGCAGAAGUAACGACGGCGCUUAUUCUCUCGUGCUCGCCGGAGGCUACGAAGAUGAUGUGGAUGAUGGUAAUGAAUUCACCUACACUGGGUCCGGGGGUCGCGAUCUCUCCGGGAACAAGCGAACAGCCGAGCAGUCCUGUGAUCAAAAGCUCACCAACAUGAACAGGGCACUUGCUUUAAACUGCAACGCCGCUGUGAAUGACAAAGAAGGGGCGGAAGCCAAGGACUGGAAGGCGGGGAAACCCGUGAGGGUCGUGCGAAGCUCCAAGGGUCGCAAACAUAGCAAGUUCUCCCCUGAAGAUGGCAACCGCUACGAUGGCAUUUACAAAGUGGUGAAGUACUGGCCAGAGAAAGGCAAGUCUGGUUUUCUCGUUUGGAGAUAUCUGCUGAAAAGAAAUGAUGAUGAGGCGGCACCGUGGACACGUGAGGGGAAAGAGCGCAAUAAGAAACUCGGACUCACCAUGCAGUAUCCAGAGGGUUAUCUGGAGGCCGUGGCCGCCAAAGAGAAGGAGAAAGAGAAUAAAAAUGAGGAUGAUGUCGAGGAAACGCCUACUAAGGGCAAACGAAAGAGGAAAUCUCAAACCGUGGAUGACGAGAAGAGUUCUCCAACUAAAGGCACUCCCAAAAAGAUGAAGGUGGAGGCGUAUAAGCUGAGCAAAGAGCAGAAGGCUUUUAUCAAAGAGGACGAGCUCAACAAGAAACUGUGGGACGAAGCCAUGGAGUCUCUAAAGCUCGGACCUCGCUUCGUGAAUAAGGUGGAGGAAGUUUUCCUUUGCAUCUGCUGUCAAGAAGUCGUUUACCAGCCUGUCACCACAGAAUGCCAACACAACGUCUGCAGGGAAUGCCUUCAGCGCUCUUUCAGAGCCGAGGUGUACACCUGCCCAGCCUGCCGAUACGACCUCGGCAAAAACUACGAAAUGACCGUGAACAAACCUCUUCAAGCCAUCCUCACCCAACUCUUCCCAGGGUACAGCAGUGGACGGUGAUGUCACAGAAUUCCAAUAAAACGCGAACGGAUUUCCAAUUUUAAUAUAUUUAACAAAUAAUCCAGGUCGUAGGAUUGAUUUGAUAAGUUUGAAAUCUGCUAUUUGAUUUGGCCCAGUUUUGCGAUCUGCCUUUAUCUAGCCAGCGCGUUGUAGGCAUGUUCCCAAAGUGUCUCGAAGGCGAUUCGACUAGUCAUAUUUUAGCUAUAGCAGCUUUUUUUAAGAAAUGCGCAAUUGCCUUUUUGUACUCCGUACCAGCAGAAAGAACUGUAGCUAUGCACAAUGACGACAUUCCCACCGUUAGCAUCGCAAGUUGCAGUGUUUUGUCAUAGUUUGUACGAGUGCACUGCGUCUCGAAUCCCGUUAAAACGUGUUAAGCUCAAUGUGUGCAGUAACAUUCUCACAUACGUGUACGACAUUCGCAACGUUAAUAAUUUUUUGCAUACUAAGUUCCGUGAGGUGCCGUAGCUUUUCAAACAUACUGUAAUGAUUUACAUUUGGCUUUAUGAAGUGUUUUUAUCAUUGUGCCGUUAACUAAAUUGAAUCUAAAAUCAAUUCGUUUUAACGUAGUAGUAAUUUACGUAAACGCUCUGAACUUAUUCUUGUUUUUCUCGUCUAAAUCGCAACUAAAUUUUAAUACGUGAAAAGAAUUGUUAUUAUCUCUUUGUGUGUAUUUGCUUUGCUCUUUAACUGCUGUAUGUGCUUUAAAAAUCGAGUGUCGUCUUUUUUUUGUGUUUAAUUUCUCCUCGUUGCCGUUAUAUGCAAACAGUGGUCAUGCAUUUGAGAACCUCUGAAAUUUGUGUACCGAACCAGCAUUUAUCUGGUUCGGAUUUCACUUCCUAGGCUCGGCGUGUUCACACUGGAUCAGGUUUUAUAUGCACCUGGUCUGUCUUGACUACAAUGGUCUUUAAGGUGAAUCCUCGGACCGUUUUAUUCGCACAAACCCAGACAGUUUGACUCAUUCAGGAAAUAUUUAAUGUGUCUUCUCACACGAUGACGUUCUUUGCUUGUUGUAAGAGUUAUUAUAGUAUUUGCUAAAUAUAAAUGCCGAUGGCUGCAGAUAUUGUUUUUUUUUUUUAUGGUUUCUUUUUAGUUUUACCUCAACUAUUUCUAAUUUGCGUAGGAGCUGUAUAUUCUGAAAUUGAAAUUGUAUAUUUUUUAGCACUUGAAUUUAGUCAUUGUAUGUAGUGCCCAGUGCAUAGCUGUUUCUCUUGCACUGGAGUGAGUGCUAUAUUUUUCAAUAAACUUCAUUGAACUUUUAUAUAAAAUAAA
Molecule: messenger RNA, 3761 nt
Organism: Paramisgurnus dabryanus
Lineage: Eukaryota; Metazoa; Chordata; Actinopteri; Cypriniformes; Cobitidae
Gene: uhrf1
Product: ubiquitin-like with PHD and ring finger domains 1
Biological process (GO): protein ubiquitination; negative regulation of gene expression via chromosomal CpG island methylation
Molecular function (GO): metal ion binding; ubiquitin protein ligase activity; protein binding
Source: RefSeq, a predicted model, not a curated record